AUGGAAGCCCUUCCCCAGUUCCUCCAGUCGAACAUCAUAACUCCUCUACAGCCUCUACUCCGACCGAUCACCACCUCGCUACCUACUCCCAUCAACGACGCGCUCAUCUCCCUCCUUGGUGCCAACUGCUACACAUCCCUAGUCCUCGGUUUGGACAUAACAAAAGACCCGGAAUGUUUCCCACUCGCGAUUUCCAAGAUCCUCGGAAUUGCCAUCGUUGUGUUUAGCGCCAUCGUCAAGGUCCCGCAGAUUCUCAAGCUUAUCUCGUCGCGAUCAGCAGCCGGAGUCUCGUUUACAUCGUAUGCGCUUGAGACGGCUAGUUUUCUUAUUACUCUCGCUUAUAAUGCGCGCCAGGGAUUUCCGUUUAGUACUUAUGGCGAGGUUGCCUUGAUUGCUGUACAGGAUAUCGUGGUCAGCGUCCUUGUGCUGGUGUUUUCUGGCCAAACUGCCACCGCAGGCGCAUUCUUGGCUGCUGUUAUUGGCAUCGGUUAUGCGCUGUUGUUCAGCGGCGAGUCAAUUGUGGACAACGCUACCAUGGGAUAUCUCCAAGCCGGAGCUGGUCUUCUGGGUAUCGCCAGCAAGUUGCCCCAGAUCUGGACGAUCUGGAGCCAAGGAGGCAUUGGACAGCUUAGUGCUUUCGCAGUCUUCAACUACCUCUUUGGCUCCCUUUCCCGCAUCUUCACCACCCUCCAGGAGGUCGAUGAUAAACUCAUCCUAUACGGCUUUGUGGCCGGGUUCAGCCUUAACGUGAUACUGGCUGCUCAGGUCAUUUACUACUGGAACACCCCAUCCAGCACUGCUUCCAAAAAGCCUUCGAGCCGCAAGCAGGCCACGUCCGGAGUACAAAUCCCCGCAGCAGUCUCGAGUGGUGUCUCCCAGAGCCCAUCAGUCAAAGGCCCAUCAACAAGACGACGGGGAUAA
This is a messenger RNA of Arthroderma uncinatum, 921 nucleotides long. RefSeq names its product mannose-P-dolichol utilization defect 1 protein. Bases 1 to 921 code for a protein of 306 amino acids. NCBI's taxonomy places the organism in Eukaryota, Fungi, Ascomycota, Eurotiomycetes, Onygenales, Arthrodermataceae. The record is from RefSeq and is a predicted model, not a curated record. The transcript has 2 exons.